Corylus avellana is the source of this 1786-nucleotide messenger RNA. Its product is annotated as premnaspirodiene oxygenase-like. Gene Ontology annotation, molecular function: monooxygenase activity; iron ion binding; oxidoreductase activity, acting on paired donors, with incorporation or reduction of molecular oxygen. The record is from RefSeq and is a predicted model, not a curated record. Lineage: Eukaryota; Viridiplantae; Streptophyta; Magnoliopsida; Fagales; Betulaceae.
AUGCUCCAAGAUCUCUCAUUUCCUCUACUUACUUGUUUCUUCUUCCUCUUCAUCCUGCUUAAUAUUUGGACGAAAUCUAAAGCCAAAUGCCAAAACCAUAAGUUGCCCCCAGGGCCAUGGAAACUGCCUCUUAUUGGGAACUUGCACCAACUGGCUUCUUCUUCAUCACAACCACAUCAUUUCUUGGGAGACUUGGCCAAGAAACAUGGACCCAUCAUGAAAUUGCAGCUGGGUGAGGUGUCAGCUAUAAUCAUUUCAUCACCAAAUUCAGCAAAAGAGUUGCUCAAGACACAUGACACCAUAUUUGCAAAUCAGCCUAGGAUUCUUGCUGCUGAAGUUGUAUCCUAUGAUUCUUUAGGUGUAUUCUUUACUCCCUUUGGUGAUUAUUGGAGACAAAUUCGAAAGAUUUAUGUCAUGGAGCUCUUGAGUGCCAUGCGUGUCCAGUCAUUUAGAACAAUAAGAGAAGAAGAGGUGUUGAAUCUUAUCAAAUCCGUUUCUUUGUCUGGGGGACUUCCAAUAAAUCUAAGUGAGAAAGUCUUCUCCUUGAUGAAUAGAAUAAUUUCCAGGGCAGCAUUUGGGAAGGAGUGCAAAUAUGAAAAUGAGUUGAUAUAUUUGCUUAAGGAAGCUAAUAGUCUUACAGGAGUCUUUAACUUGUUUGAUGUGUUCCCUUCACUAAAGUUUCUUAGUUUCCUUACUUCAUUGGAGAAAAUACGCAAAAAUUUGGACAAGAUUCUGGAUGACAUAAUCAAGGACAAGAUGCAAACAAGUGCUGCCACUUUAGCCAGCAAUGACGACUCAGGUGGUAAUGAUGUUGUUGAUGUGCUUCUGGAACACUGGGGGACAAGCGAGCUUGACUCUAAUAUGGGGAGAAACCACAUCAAAGCUAUCACUCUGGAGGUCAUCUUUGCAGGAAGUGAGACUUCAGCAACUACAAUAGAAUGGGCAAUGUCAGAAUUGUUGAGAAAUCCAAGAGUGUUGGAGAAGGCACAAGCUGUAGUGAGGCGAGUCCUUGGGGGGAGUGAGAACAUUGACGAGACAGAUAUUCAAAAACUAGAUUACUUGAAAUUAGUUGUUAAAGAAACUCUGCGAUUACACCCUCCUGUUGCCUUAAUCCCAAGAGAAUCAAGUGAAAAGCGUGAACUUAGUGGGUAUAUGAUUCCAAGCAACACAAAAGUAUUCAUUAAUGUUUGGGCCAUUGGUAGAGAUCCCGAAUAUUGGAUUGAUGCUGAUUGCUUUCGCCCAGAGAGGUUCAACAAUUCUUGUAUUGAUUUUAAAGAUAUAAACUUCGAAUACAUUCCUUUUGGAGGUGGUAAGAGGAUAUGUCCAGGCAUAUCAUUUGCUUUAGCUGCCAUUGAACUUACUCUUUCUCAGUUGUUGUAUCACUUCAACUGGAAACUCCCCAAUGAGAUCAAACCAGAAGAACUUGACAUGUCUGAGCUUCUCGGAUUGGCUUGUAAGAGAAGGAAUGAUUUGUGCCUAGUUGCCACUCCUUGGAUGUCUCCUCUUAGUUGAAGACAAUGAAUAAGGAUGUCAUACCUGCAAUUGCAUUGUAUUGGCAAUUGAAUCUUUAUGUUACAAUUCUUGCUGUGUUAGUAUUGGAAUCUCUGCCUACCUCUCUCGGAUUAUUGAGAGUAGUAUUGUGUUAGUCUUUACUUUUAUGUAAGAAUCCUAGUCCUAGUUCAAGUGGGACUAUAAGUCUUAAUCCUAGUCUAAGUUAGUGUUGUAGCCUCUAUUUUAGUGCAACAUUAGAAUAAAGUAUGGGCGGAGACUUAUUCUAUAAAAUCAA